Scophthalmus maximus (turbot) is the source of this 1024-nucleotide messenger RNA. RefSeq names its product WAP four-disulfide core domain 2 (gene wfdc2). Gene Ontology annotation, biological process: antibacterial humoral response; innate immune response. The record is from RefSeq and is a predicted model, not a curated record. The transcript is spliced from 3 exons. Bases 18 to 428 code for a protein of 136 amino acids. Gene Ontology annotation, cellular component: extracellular region. Gene Ontology annotation, molecular function: peptidase inhibitor activity. Lineage: Eukaryota; Metazoa; Chordata; Actinopteri; Pleuronectiformes; Scophthalmidae.
AGGUUGUGUAUACUGGGAUGUUUGUCCACACAGGACCACAUUCUUGUGUGCACGAAGUUAACAUGGAGAAACACUGGUCUGCAGUCUGUGCAUUGCUUUUGGCGCUCGGCGUAUGUGUGCACCUCGACACAGCAGAGGCUGAUCACAGUUUAACAGCUAAGUCAGGAGUGUGUCCUCGCAGGCGCUGGGGCUCCGGGUUGUGUGCUGAAUUUUGCUUCAAGGACAGCGACUGCCCCAACGAUGAGAAAUGCUGCCACAAUGGAUGCGGACACGAGUGCAUUGCACCAUACACAGUGAAGCCGGGUCGCUGCGCUCUGCCCCAGGCGACCCCCAUGUGUGCCGAGUACUGCUAUCACGACGGCCAGUGUCCAGGAGAGGAGAAGUGCUGCAGGACGACCUGCGGCCACGCCUGCAGCGAGCCCUGCUGAGAGGACAGCCAAUCACUCCACCUUUUUCAUAGAAAGCACACUUUGGUAAAAAAAAACUCUGAGCUCCAGUUUGGACAUAGUGUAAUUCUGUGGGGUGAGAAAGUAAGGUUCUGUCCUUAAAAAGUUUUUUUCUGAACCCAAGUACAAAAAAAAAACUUUGGUGAACACUUUCUUGAUUAAGUAAUCUACACUUCGAAAAACAAUGGACAUAUCAUAAUGUGUUGUUCUGUUGUUUACUACAUUUCUACUCACUUUUGCUGUGUAUCUUCCCCCCCCCCACGUAGUUGUAUUAUUGAGAAAAGGUGAUCACUUUGGUCUCCUUCCCUGCAAGGAGAGUAGUCUUUAAAAGACCUGCAGUGUGUUUGUAUUUUAACUUGAUUAGUUUAGCUGAUCAGUUAUCUUUCUUUAACAUCAAUAACAUUUGGUCCAUUUCUGUAUGAGUGGUUGUACUGUAUAUUGUAAACCUUCUGAAUGGAUGGAAAAUGUUCUGCAGAGUGCUUUUAUAUCUGUUCCCCUUGCUUUUUUUUUUUUUAGGAAUGCAGCAUUUUCUGUUUCUCCGUAUUUCAAUAAAUAAACAAAUGUGUUUCCAGAACAGA